This is a messenger RNA of Durusdinium trenchii, 4111 nucleotides long. NCBI's taxonomy places the organism in Eukaryota, Dinophyceae, Suessiales, Symbiodiniaceae. The record is from the annotation of a GenBank genome assembly.
CACAGCCGACAGACACCGCCACCGACCGGUCGAGUGACCGUGGAAGCGCGUCGCGCCCGUCGCGCGCGCCAUGUGUGACCGGUCGAGGCGGUAGAGAGUGACCGGUGAAGUCGGGGUGUGAAGCGUCCGAAACGGUGGCGUCCGAUGGGAUGAGACAACACAGAUGUGUGCCAAGCCUUUGGAGACUAUGUGUUCUAUCCACGGCCAGUGGAGCCAGUGGACCUGUUUUGGAAAGGGAUGGAACGCAGAUGGAUCUCAACUUGGAGGUUCAGCCACUGGUUCUACUGCAAAAUGCAAGUUUCCCCGCCCCGUUGUGGCAGCUCAGCAACUCCAACUGCGGAUUCCUGCAGCAAGAUGGGUCCAUUUUCAUGAUCCGGGAUCCUUCUGAUAUGGAGAUAGCAGCCAAGCUGUUUUGUAGGCGCAUGGUCCUGACCAAUUGCACCAAGACAGCUGAUAUUGCACUCUUAUGUCCAAGCAGCUGCCCCUUUUUGGAGAUGAGUGCAUAUUCCAGCUGGGACGGAUUUGGGAAUCAUAUUCCUUGUGGAACCGCCUGUGUACCACCACAAGACUGUGGAGCGUACAGGCCUGACUUGCCCUUCCCCAACCCCGAGACCUUGAAGUGUGAAAGUUGCCCUUCGGAUGGAUGUGAAGAAUGUAACUAUGUCGAAAUCGAUGGGCAAGCGACGACCUUGCAAUGCACGCGAUGCAAAGAAGGCUUUGCACUCGAGAAGGAUGGUCUUUGCACAUAUCUUCUGGACAAGCUUCUUCUGAAGACCUACUUAGUACUUGGUGCCAUUCUUGGAAUCCUCUUGGCCAUUGCAGCAUUGCUCAGCAUCACUUGCAACAAGAACUCAGAAUCGCUGACGAGGGGUUUGGAACACCGUGAGAGAUGCUUGCCUCACGAUGUGGAAACCAAAGCGGCCAUCCCUGACCGGCAUGCAGCACCAGGAUCUGAGAUCUAUUACGCGCGAGCACCUUUGUACCCCUUGAACGUGAAUGUUCAUUCCCGCAACAUCGUGGGAGUCGGCCUGGCCCUUUACUACAACCACUUGAUUUUCGUAGGGGCUGUAGCAUUGAUUGGCUGGUCACUUUUGAGAUUCUCAGAAGGCUUGUUUGGCAUGCAGCAGUGGGAUACCUUGCAAUGUGGCUAUGGUGGUAAUGAAGAAUCCGAGGCCGCGGUAAUCGGCUAUGCCCGGAGGCGCGCCUUGAUUGCGCUCUUCCUGUGGCUGGCGAUUCUGCCCGCCUCCAUCAUCUUUGCGCGAUGGCAGGCAUCCGCCGCGCGCACCUAUGACCGGGUGCACACGCGAAUGGAAGACUAUUGCUUUGGUCUGUCAGGGCUUCCACCGGAUGCCACCAAUCCCGUGGAGCUCCAGAGAUGGAUCGAGGAGAAGUUUGGGCGGCCCAUCGAAGGGGUCUCGAUCUGUUACGAUAUCCGUGGCAAGACCAACUGCUUAGGUUUCAACAAUGGAGAGCUGCGUCAUCUGAUCGUGAAGAAACUCGACGAGCACUUGCAGCAGCAGGAGGAGACUUUCACUGCUGCCUUGGGUGUGCCGGGCAGCCGGCGGCGGACGGUGCGACAUUCCCCAAGCAAGCUGCCUGCCCUCCUAGAGGGCGAGGAGGGCGACGAGACGUCUUUAGAUCCUUCCAGCACUCAGACGUGGUUGUCGGAGAUGAGAUGUAGUGGUGAAGCCUUUGUAGUGAUGAAACAGGAAGCAGAUGUGGAAUCCUUCUUUUCCAGUUGGGACCAGCCAAGGGGCUUGCAACGCACCGGCUCCUUCUUUUCCUUCCACGACGGCUCGCCGGUGCCCAACGCACUCUCGCCGUCGUCUUCCACCAAGAAGACCCGCCGGGACCGCAGCUUCCGCGGCUGCGAGCUGGAGAUCCGCGAGGUCACCAGUGAGCCCACGUCGAUCAUCUGGGAACACAUGGGCACCACCCAUCUCCAACUGGCCGUUCGGAUUGGCAUCGGGCUCAUCGGCUUCCUGCUGGCGAUUGCGGUCUUCUACGGCGGGGUGUAUAUUCCGCUCACCACCUCCGUGGUGCGCUACGCCCAGAAAGCCGGCAAACCGCCGUCGCCCUUUCAGACAUCUGGCUUGGGAAUUGUGGUUGGCGUUGGCAACAACCUCAUUGCGAACCUCUUGUGGCUAGGCGUGCCGUGCAUUGGCUUCAAGCGAAAAGAUCAAGCUGAUAUAGUAACCUUUGCAGCGCGAACCUUGCUCGUUCUGUUGAACACCUUCAGCCUGGUUCUGCUCACCGCGCAAAAGCUCGCGGCAGUGGGGCAACCUGAGAAAAAUAUGUUUGCUACAGCUGGAAGAACGCUUGAAAGAUCUGCGGAGCUAUCGCGAGAAGCCUCUCUUGCAGAUGCAGUCUUGAAAAUGUUCCUCACAGGGACUUUUUCAUCGUGUAUCUUCUCCUUCUGCUUUGUCCCAUUGACUCUUUGGCAGGCCGUGUUUGUGAUCCGCACGGGGUUGAUGGGUUCAUCGAUGUCGGGCCGUGAUUGUGAGAAGAUGCUCCAACCGGAUGAGAUUUGGUUGCCUUGGGACUAUGCUAGUCAUAUUCAGCUGACCUGCUGUGCAUUCUUCCCUCUGGUUCUGGCUGAGCCACCAGGCUCAUGUGCAUCCCGGGUCUUAUGCGCUGCUUUGGUCCUGUGGUGCUGCGUGAUGUAUUGUGCGCAGCGCAUCAUCCAUUUCAGGGCAUCAAAGGAGACCUUCUUCACCACUCCUCGGCUAGAUAAAGCGGUCUUGGCUGGUUGGGCACUGCCCGUCUCGCAGCUUGCGGUGACCUCUGCUGCGUGGGUUUGUAGAGCCUUGAAGUUCGAGCUGAUCGCCUCGAUCCCGAUUUGUGUGGCCACCUUCCUGGCCAGCUGUGCGUUCUAUCUGUUCUUGCUGUCCAAGGCUCUGAACCACCACCACAGCAUUCGUUUCCUCUACGCGACUAGAAGCGAGUCGUACAAAGCAGCACUUGCCAGACUUCGCUAUAGCUACUUCAACACCAAUCCCAUCCAUGUGCUCAUGGCCCAGCACUCGCCAGAAGUUGGCCUGCAGCCGACCACCUGGUAUGAGGCUGGAAAGUCCUACUUGCAAGCAGUUGAUCCCAAGAAGGAUGCUCGAUUGGAAGCCUCUCGGGCCCUUGCAGAACAGGCAGAGGACACUCAAAAGCGUCCAAGAUCCUUUGUGUCCCGCAUGGUCUACAAGGCUCGCGUUUGGUUUACUGGAGCACCGAAGCAUGCAUACCAAGCUCUUGAUGAAACCAUUGAGACCGAGUAGUGAGAAGACGUGGCUCCUCGUGGCAGCGCAGCAUGUCGUGGCGCGUCCUUGGACUGCGCCAACAGUGCGAGAAGAGCAGCGAAAAGGGUGCGGCGCCGCUUGGCGCGGCGGUCUGGAUGUGCCAAAGACCAAGGGCUGAAAUGUUGUUAACGCUAUUUAAAGCUGAAAAGGUUUGCCUGAAUAUGUACUGUUUCAAUUUUGUGACCGCAAAGCUCCAAAAGCACCACUUUGAAAUCAUUUGCAAUUUUCGGCGCAGGUUGGUGUUGGAAGCUUACUGGAUAUGUUUUUCUUCUUCUUUCGGUAGAAUGAUGUUAUCAAUGAAGUCGACUCCAUGUGGCGGCACCGCGGCUGGCAGGUGGGACGCCUGGAGCCGCGCUGGGCGCUACUCAGCUCAAGCGUGUGGCGCCGUGCGGCGCUGGACUCGUCUUCGAGGCAGCACCUCAAAGCGUGCUGGUUGGCCCGGAGGCUGAGGAAAAACAAGAACUGUGCGAUGGUUUGAGGCAACCUGUGGAGGGAGAAGAGAUGAUGAUUUUACUUGUGAGCUGUUUGAAGAUGUUCGAAGUGGUAUUCGAGACCCAGAAUCUGGGCAUGUGCUGGGUGAAACGGAUCACCCAGGACAGCCUUUACAAUGCUUUUCUCCUUCGCUUAGCACGAGGAAUACGUGAAUGCUUGCCUGACCUUCGACACAGGAAGCCUUCCUUUGUUCCACGGGAAGCGAGCGUGCCAAAAAGGUGCUGGUGUUGCAACAACGAAGCUCUUCGGUGCAUUGUUGGCACGUUUUGGGAGACUCUUUUUCGAUCCGCUUGACCGGAAUGCUCCGCUUGACCUCAUCUUGCAGCUGUGAG